GUAUUGAUUUCUCCAUCCCUUCCUCUCUCGCUCUCGCUCUCGCUCUCGCUCUCUCUCUCCUUUCGCCGCUCCCUGUGGGGGAUAACCCGUUCUCGCCGGAAAACUCCUCCGUAAGACGGGAAGAGACCGGGCCUCCGAUGGACAGGAAGAAGGGGGCUUCCGAUGAACAGGUGUACUUGUGAAUCGUUUGGAUGACUGAUUCGCACCGUCCUCCUUUCUGCCAAUUAUUUAUGGUUCUCCCCGAGUAGGUGGGAGUACUGUUAGAUAGUGCAAUCCAGUUUAAGUUGUGUAAUUUCAAUGCAAGGUCAAAGAAGUACGGUUAAUGCAUUUCUUGAAGCAUUUGACUUAGAAAAUGGUUCGAACUCAAGGGAUGGGCAAGAAAUUUGUUGGAGUAAUAUGACAAAUUCAGGUAGUUCACAAAAUUUACAUGAUUAUCUGUUACCUUCUAGUGAUCGUGGCAAUAUGGCACAUAUAGAUGCUGUAGGUCACAGCAGGAGCCAGUUAAAUCGUUGGGAUUUAGUUGGCUCUAGUACCAGACAGCCGACCCUUGAUCAUGCUGGCCAUGAUGUUAAAAUGGAUGAUGGCUGGGAUUUACCAUUAGCUGAACAUGCUUUAAUUAGUCCAUCAUUAUUAGAGAGACAAGUGGAACAGGGUAAUGUACAUUCUCUGGAAAGUGUUACGAUAGGCCUGCAUAAUUCUCUUCCAAAUGGGCCAUUAGACCAUCGUUGCUCGAAUCUCAGUCCAUCAUCUCACAUUUCUGGCCGUGACACUGGCCUUAUAGGCUCUGAUCUGCAACCACUUAUAGGUGGUUCUAGAUCUCACGAGUGUACAGCAUCUUCCUCUGUAGCCAGGCCAAUAUUUACUGGAAAUUCUGCUGAUCCUGGUGGGAGCUCAUCGGGUACUGUUGGGAACAUAGGAGAUAAUAACAAUAGCAGGUCAGGUUGUUCAACGGAUCGAAGUCAUUUAUUCAGCAAAAGGAAGAGGUUGGAAUGCGAAGCUGGUCAAUCAUCACUGGGUGAAGACAGUUCCCUUCUGCAAGGUGGGGAAAACAUUCAGCACGUUCCUCCUUCUGAGCAGAAUGAAACUCCAAAUGGCUCUAUGCGUCCACCGCAUUCUUCAAAUGUUAAUUCUAUUGAAGGAGAGUUGAACCCAGCACUUUGUACUGGCACCAGUGGAUCUGUUGCAGAUUGUCCUUAUUUGUGCAUCCGAAGUGGUGCUGAAAGCUCUCAAAGAAGCGUACGUAUGAGACUGAACCCAACAGAUGCUCCAGAGUCAUCACGUGGUCAGGUGUUGUCCUCAGGAAGUUCUUCAAGGAGUUAUUAUUGGCCACCUAAUUCAUCGUCAUCUGGUAGAAGUUUUCCAUCAAGCAGGCAUGCACAUUUGAGAUCAAUAAUUGCUACUACCAGUUCUCCCCAUAACCAUUCUAGUUCACAACACCUCCAUGGUGUUCAUCAAAAUUUACAUUCCUUGAGAUGGAAUGGGGGCACUAAUUUGAGAAUUGGUACUUCAUCAAGUUCUCCUGCCAUUUCUGGUGAGGAGCCAUCAGUUUCGGGGGAGGGUGCAAACUUGAGGGCUUUGUCUAGAAGCAUCUCAGAGCAUCUGAAUUUUGCACCACCUCCUGCAGCAAGAUGUUUUACUCAAGAUCAAGUUAAUUCAGGUUCAACUAGUGGGAAUGUACAUACAAACACAACUUCAACUUCUCUAGCUGGCUCAGGUUCUGCCCCUUCUCGUUCAACUGCUGGCUGGGUUCCUAGCCAGAAUCCCCUUCCACCUCUUCCUCAUUGGAUAUCAAGGGUUCAGAGAUCGUUGGUUCCAUCAUCAGACUCUGAUUCUGGAGCUCAGUCCUCUGCCUUUCCACCAUCAGCUUCAGCUCCUACCACUUCUUCAGCUGACUCUGUGCUCCCUUCAUCUGCUGGCAUUCAGAGGCAUCCACAUCACUAUCUGCGAUCGUCUUUCUUGUUAGAUAGGGCUGAUGAUGGUGUUCUUGGGGCUGCGUUGUCAAUGAGGAACCUGCAAGGUGCAAAUGAGGGGCGGUUUAGACUGAUCCAGAAUGCAUUGGACCUUAUUCGUCGUGGAGAGAGUUUAAGGUUUGAGGAUGUUUUGAUUCUGGACCAGCCAGCAUUUUAUAGUAGGGCAGAUCUGCACGAUCGGCACAGGGACAUGAGGUUAGAUGUUGAUAACAUGUCAUAUGAGGAACUGUUAGCAUUAGAAGAGCGAAUAGGAAAUGUAAGUACGGGAUUGAGUGAGGAGACCAUAAUCAAGUGUUUGAAGAAGAGGAAAUAUGACUCUGCAGCAAAUAACGAGGCAACAGAAGUCGAACCAUGCUGUAUUUGUCAGGAGGAAUAUGUGGAUGAGGAGGACCUCGGGAUACUGGAGUGUGGGCAUGACUUUCAUACAGGCUGCAUAAUGCAGUGGCUUGUGCGCAAGAACUUGUGUCCCAUUUGCAAAACUACGGCCUUGGUUACCACCACCACUUCAACCACCUGCUCUGAUGUUUGAUGAUGGUAAGAGAGAAAACUAUGGCUUAAUGUGAUGACAGGCAUGAGAGAACGGGAAGCAGCAAAAGAUCAAGUGGCUCUCUCACUCCCCCUUCCACCUCAUUGAAUCGCUCAUCUUAGUGAUGCCAAAUCAUUUUUCUUCUGUUUUUUUGUUUUAAGAGCCUGUCCUUUGGUGCUUCUUCCCAAUACCUGAGAGCCGUUUCUAGGCAUGCUGAUCGUUCAGAUGGCCUCCCUAUUCUUGGAAACACUGUCAUUGUCAUGUUUGAUGUCUGGUGAAUCGGCAGGAAGAAGUCUUCUAGACUUUUUUUUUUGUAUAUAAGGCUUGGCGACACAUUCAAGGAGACACACUGUCAUUCUAAUGCCACCAACAAGCCCAAACCAGCGUCUCUAUUUAAAAAACGACAGAAUUCAGUGCGUUUCUGUAAGCCUUCAGAAAGAGCUACCCGUUUUGUGGGCUCUCUGCUGAAUGGUUCUCAGCAAUGCGGCUUUGUAAACGAAUUCCAUAUUUAUCUCCAUGAUUGAAUUCUAGUCUGGAAGGGUUUAAAACCUCAGCUAAUGAGAGUUAAUGCUUGAACAUGGCUGAGUUACUGAAGAA
Messenger RNA from Nymphaea colorata (pocket water lily), 3093 nucleotides. RefSeq names its product E3 ubiquitin-protein ligase MBR2-like. The transcript has 6 exons. Bases 298 to 2499 code for a protein of 733 amino acids. The record is from RefSeq and is a predicted model, not a curated record. NCBI's taxonomy places the organism in Eukaryota, Viridiplantae, Streptophyta, Magnoliopsida, Nymphaeales, Nymphaeaceae. Gene Ontology annotation, molecular function: ubiquitin protein ligase activity.